Molecule: messenger RNA, 1158 nt
Organism: Penicillium longicatenatum
Lineage: Eukaryota; Fungi; Ascomycota; Eurotiomycetes; Eurotiales; Aspergillaceae
Exons: 2
Coding region: 1-1158 (385 amino acids)
Source: RefSeq, a predicted model, not a curated record
AUGGCAGACAUGGACGAAUUCGCCCAAACCCGUGGCGCAGACGACCUUUUCGACGACGAAAUCAUCCCGGUGUCGGCGGAGGAACAGAACGUGCAGACAGAGGUAGUGGUGAUUUCAGAGCCAGAGCCCAUACCGCCUCAGGAGAUCACGCCACCCGAGAAGCAGCCCUCUCCGCGCGGAGAGCCUUCACAGCGGGUUGACAAUUCACAGCGGAGCCGUGGGCGCGGUGGCCGGGCGAAACAAGGACGCAGUCUCCAAGACUCCAGAUGGGCGGACCCGAAGCCCGCAGAGAGUGCCCCGAGGAAGAAGACACCUAUGAAUGUGGCGGAACCAAAAGCCACUCCUGCUGCUGUGCCCGCUGAGCUGGUGGAAAAACAGCCAGAGGCAGAGAAGCCGCAAUCCACCCCGGAAGAGGAGAGCAAAAAGGACGCAACCAAUGGCUCCGAUGCACAGCGAGUACCAGCUGUCCGUGGAGAUCGAAGCGCCACGGGAGGAUUAAGAAAAGCAAAACUUACCGAGGCAGAGUUGUCCAAGCGCAUGGCCGCCGCCAAAGAAAAUGCCGCCAAAAAAGCCGCUGCACAUGCCCGCGCGGAAGCCGACCAGGCUUCAUUCAUGGAGCGCGAGCAAAUUGCAGCCAAGAAACGGCGAGAAGAGCUGGCGAGCCGGAAGAUUAUGGAUAAAGAGCGUGAGCAGAACCGUCAACGUAAGCUCAAGGCUCAGACCGGACGCGAAUGGGACUCCGAGAAACGGGAGGAUGACUACAAUCCCCGUGGAGGCGGAAGCCAAUAUCGCCGGGGUAUGCAUGGUGGUGUGUCCGGGCAUGUGCGCCGAGAUUUUGACGGAGCAUCGGAGGACACCGGCCCCGUCACCCCCAGCCGGGGGCGUGGACGAGGCGGCCGUGGAGGCCGUGGUCGUGGCCCUUCACGUGGACCACAGGAGCGUUCAUCUUCCAAGGAUCAAUCCGAUCGCAAAGAGUCCAAGACACCGGCCCUCAACGAUGAGGCCGACUUCCCGUCACUCCCUGCGGGCAAGGCACCGGCCAAGUCGGAUAAAGCCUCAGAUGCACCAGCACCGGCCAAACCACCCCCAUCAAUGGAAACACUCGAGUCCACCAUGUCACCCGUGACUGGGAGCUGGGCUGAUCAAUUUGAUGAAUGA